AUGGCGAACAUGAUCCAGCCACAGAUUCCGAAGCUGAUGAAGACCAAUUACGACAACUGGAGUAUCCAGAUGAAAGUCUUGCUCGGCUCGCAAGACUUGUGGGAGCUCGUGGAGAAUGGCUACACUGAACCAGAGUCACUUGCAGCAGAAGCAACUCUCACCGCCACACAGAAGAGUGAGCUGAAGGAGGUCAGAAAAAGAGACAAAAAAGCUUUGUUCCUAAUAUUCCAAGGCGUAGAUGAAUCUGCGUUUGAGAAGAUUUCCAAUGCCCUGUCCUCUAAAGAAGCAUGGGAGAUUUUACAAAAAUCCUAUCAAGGUGCGGAAAGAGCCAAAAAGGUACGCCUCCAAGCAUUAAGAGUUGAAUUUGAAAAUUUGAAGAUGAAAGCUACAGAAUCAAUAUCGGAUUAUUUUAGUAGAGUUCAGACAAUAACAAAUCAAAUGAAGAGAAAUGGAGAAGCAAUUAAUGAUGUAAGAAUUAUGGAGAAGAUACUUAGGACUUUAGACUCUAAAUUCAAAUAUAUUAUUCCGGCAAUACAAGAGUCUAAAGAUCUUUCCGAAGUAUCUAUUGAUGAGCUGCAAGGUUCUCUGCAAGCUUAUGAACAAGAUAUAAACAUUAGUUCAAAUCAAGCGGAGAAUCUAGAACAAGCCUUGCAGAGUAAGAUGACUAUCAAAGAAGAUAGUCGAAGAGGACGUGGAGGCUACAGAGGCAGAGGCUCAUUUCGAGGUGGCUCAAACUUCCAGCAAGGUCGUAGGAGACAGUACCAAGGAGGCCAUGAAAAUCAAGAUCGAAAUAGAGAUCGUGAACGAUCAUUCGAUCGAGGACGAGGUCGUGGCACACGAGGACGAGGACAAGGAAGAAGUUACCAUGAGGACAGAUCUCAGCCACAGUGUUACAAAUGUAAGAGAUACGGUCAUCUCAGCUACGAAUGUUGGGAGAAAUCAAAUCAAGUGGCAGAAAGAAGCAACUUUGUAGAAAGGGAGCAGGCAGACACUUCAACAGUCCUGUUGACGUACCAGGAGAGCGAAAGCAAGAAUAAAGAUAUCUGGUAUCUAGAUUCAGGUGCCAGUAACCACAUGUGCGGCAUCAAGGAGUUCUUUACCGAGCUGAACGAGAUGGUACAAGGAGAUGUCACUUUUGGAGAUCAGUCAAAGAUUCCAGUAAAAGGCAAGGGAAAUAUAAUGAUCCAGACAAAGACGGGCGAGAACAGGUACAUCUCUGAUGUCUACUAUGUUCCAGCAUUACGAAAUAAUAUUUUGAGCCUAGGCCAGCUCCUUGAAAGAGGCUAUGAUAUACAUCUAAAAGACCUUGCCCUCACUAUUAAAAAUAAAAAUGAAGUUAUUGCAAAGGUGAACAUGUCUAGAAAUAGACUGUUUACCUUAAAUAUUCAUGCUGACCCUGUCAAGUGCUUGAAGUCAAUCAUAAAAGACGAGACUUGGCUCUGGCAUCUACGAUUCGGGCAUCUCGCUUUCAGUGGCCUGAAUCUUCUAUGGAAGGAGAAAAUGGUAAAAGGAUUGCCGCAAAUCAACCAUCCGAACCAGCUAUGUGAAGGCUGUAUGAAGGGCAAACAACAGGGGGGGGGUGAUUAA
Messenger RNA from Asparagus officinalis (garden asparagus), 1587 nucleotides. RefSeq lists its product as uncharacterized. Lineage: Eukaryota; Viridiplantae; Streptophyta; Magnoliopsida; Asparagales; Asparagaceae. The record is from RefSeq and is a predicted model, not a curated record. The transcript has a single exon. Gene Ontology annotation, molecular function: zinc ion binding; nucleic acid binding. The coding region runs from base 1 to 1587 and encodes 528 amino acids.